UGGCUCUGCAUUACUGUUUGUUGUCCACCAGAUGUCACUAUUGUUCCCCAAGUUGUUCUUCCCCUGAUUGCUAGUUAAUUAUCGCCAUCUGUUUUUAUAUGAAUGUGUGUAUUUAGGUUGCGGCAAUUUGGGGGUUCAGUAUUUGGAUGGCCAGCACUUUGUGUGUUUUAUUCCACUGUGUUCUAUUCCAUUUUUUUGCUUUUCUAUCUCUUUCUUUUUUGUUGAUUAUUUUUAUAUAAUAUAUUUACAUUGGUUUGUUGUUGUUUUUACCUUAUUGUGAUUUUCGCUGCUUUAUUGCCUUCACACCAACGUCCUUGGGGGAGAAACAAAAUGAGACAACAAUGUUGACAUCUAGUGGACAAAAGAACAGUACAGACAAGUACAAAGAGUCCGAUUUCUCUCAGAACACAAAUCCUGACAGUCAUCAUGUGAUGAUGUGGAUGUUAAAGGGGUUUGAUGUGAACAUCUGGACAUUCAGCAGCGAGCACUUCAUCAGGGCCUCAGAACCUCAGCAGUGGCAUCAUGAUGGCACUCGUGUUCCUGUUCCUCCUGCUCUCAGAAGUCUGGCAGGUGUUUGUGGAACAUCGACCUGCUGUGCUGCUAUGAAGCCUGAUGGUUCAUGGGAAAGUCUUCAGUGCACAAAGACAAGAUAUUUCAUGUGUUAUAAAGAAGAUGUUUCUUCACAGAUUCCUAAUUAUCAUCUAAUCCUUGAGAAUAAGACCUGGUAUGAAGCUCAGCGUUACUGCAGGAGUAAAUACACCGACCUGGUCAGCAUCAGAGAUCAGCAACAGAAUGAAGAGGUGAAGAUGAAAGGGUUAAACAGUAACACACUCUUCUGGAUCGGUCUGCUGCGUGAUGACUGGCAGUGGACUGAUGGAGGAAACUCCACCUAUAGAAACUGGGCGAGUGGUUUUCCUCAAUCAUCAUCAUCAGGUGACUGUGUAUCACUGGGGUUUGGAGGACAAUGGUAUUCAGUGCCAUGCAGUAAUAAUUUUCAAUACACUCUGUGCGACACUUCCACCAUCCAUGUGAGUGAUGUGGCUAUGAGCUGGGAGAAAGCUCUGGAUUACUGUCAGCACGGGAACAGGGCUGGAAUUCUCAACAUUGAUUCUGAAGCUGAACAGAAGGAGUUGGAGUCUGAGCUCAGGAGGAGGCGUGUCCCCGCAGGGCCUCUGUGGGUGGGGCUUGGACCGAAGCGUCUCUCUGAGCUGAAGGUGUCGUCCGGUCCACUGACCUGCGAGGACGUGAAGAGACAGACAGAAUCUCCACCGUCUCGCUGUCCUGCUGACACACACACAGCAGGAGCAGAACCUGAGUAUGUGAUGGACUCGACUGAACUUCGGGUCGCGUGUAGACUGAAGUAAACAGGUGUUUUUUCUCAGUGAGUGUACCAGCAGUGUGCAGGACGUGUUCACACUGUACACAUCAAUUCACAUUCACUAUAAUAAUCUUAAUGUCUUUAGUAUGUCCUUCAUACAAUUCAUACAAAUACAUUUAAAUCUGGUUCAUGUUUUUCCACAAAUUCUUGUUAAUUAUAAAGUUUAUGAAAGUUUCUGUUCUCUUUAAUCAACAAACAUAAAA
This is a messenger RNA of Silurus meridionalis, 1581 nucleotides long. RefSeq names its product macrophage mannose receptor 1-like. Bases 342 to 1364 code for a protein of 340 amino acids. Lineage: Eukaryota; Metazoa; Chordata; Actinopteri; Siluriformes; Siluridae. The record is from RefSeq and is a predicted model, not a curated record. The transcript has 6 exons.